CCUAUGCCACCUCGUUGAGGAGCAGCUACCGGAUAGCCCAGGACAACAUCGUCCAUCUUUGCAGACAUACUGCCUCGAAUUAAGGCUUCUUUCUUCUAGAAUAUGCAUGUUGUGGUCUAUCUAUGCCUAUGAAUGUUGUCUAUCUAUGCCUAUCUAUCAUGCAUCUUGAUAUGUUGUGGUCUAUCUAUCAUGCAUCUUGAAAAAGUGUUGUCUAUCCAUGCCUGCGACUAAAAGUCAUAGUAUGACUUUUUCAAGAAGCAACGCAUAGUUUCAAGAGUGGGCAUAAUUUUGAACUUGAAGGUAGCAACAGCAAUUUAAUACCAAGUAAAAAAAGUACUACGUGACCCGUCUAAUCGAAUCUGAUGGACGUGAUUGUGAACGCUGAUCCCGCCAGUAAAGAAUCAAUGAUGAAGCGAAGACACAGCGCUUUAAUGGCAGCGAAUAUGAACGCUAGUGGUGGAGGGGGUGCUAGAAGUUCCGGAGGUAGUACAGCUGGACGAGCGAGCACAGCUUCAUCGGGAGCAAGAAUGACAGGAGCAAGAAUGACGGCCUCUAGAAUAGCACCAGGAGGAGCGGGAAUGUCUUCUCGAGGAAUAGUAUGGAUGAUGUAGUUUUCUCCAUGUCCAUCGACGUACUAUUAGCAUCCUGGAGCAGGCACUCCUCUUAAUAUAAGUGCAAGGGGACGAAAAUAGAUUGCCAGGAUGUUCAUGUUCUGCCUAAUAAUGGAAAAAAUGCCAUUCAUGAUAACUAGCCGCAGGUCGUGAUCCUCGUAGUUCUGUGGGUAUGCGCGGUGCAGCUGGCGUUGUUCGGGGAACAUCAACUACUGGUACUGGUACUGCACGCGUGCCAAGAGGAUCGUUUGAACCUCAACCACGGACGAACGCAAGUACAACUAGUGUGGAGAACUGCUUCAAUGGUGGACGAGGUACUAGUGUGAACUUUCACGGUAAUAUUAACCAAGGAGGAGAGGCUAGAGACCAAGAGGAACAAGAUGUACUGGAGCAGGAAUACGACAUAGAUGAACAAGAAGCUUACAUCCAAGAACAGAUGAUGCAGUAUCAACAAAGAAAUCAAGGUGGGAUACAGAUGAUGGAAUAUGAUCAGCAAAGGAAUGGUGGGCGUCAUAACACCAGUGCAUCCAUGGUUAUGCCAGCCGGCAACAGUGGAACGGGAGUUGCAGUACCUAGUCUGGCGCGGAGAUUGGAGUUAGGAGCCGAGAAUGUUGUUUGGCACCUCCAAACGAGGGAUCUUAGAUAGAGUGAAAAUCCCUCGUCUCAAGAAAAGCAUAUAACAUUCAUUACCACCUUCCCUUCUAAAUAAAGCCGGCGGCUCCUCUUCCUCCUCAGCUCCUCGCAACGGACCGCCACCUCAACAAAACACGAGGGAUUUGCCAGAGCAUUCGGUUAGAACAGCAGUGAGCGCAGCGCACGUCGCAGAUCCCUCUAGUCCAGGGAACGAGCCAGUGCACUUGCGAGGCUCGACAGACAACGGCUUGGAGCAAGUGACACGAGAAGCGAACGUGCAUGCGGUUUUAACGAAUCAUCGCCAAAACCAAUAUGAUGGUGCUACUCCUCCAUCAGCGUCGAAGAAUCACCAUGUUGCUGGAGACGACGGCCUAGCAUCAAACAAUGGGAUAGAAAUCAGAGUAAGCGACGUGGACAGGAUGCAAAGCACCGUGAAUACUUCGCAUUCGCCUGGUAGUUCGCCGCCUAUGCAGAAUUACUUAAGGCUACAACUUCUCAGUCACCAUUUCUAUGUAUAUCUGGUGUGACCUAGUUGGAUCUCGAGUGGCUCCAUCCUUUUGAAUUCAAGAAGAAACCAAGGGAAGGACAACUAAAGGAUCACUCAAUUAUCAGGAAACGAUGGUGACACCGAGUGGCUCCAAAUUACCCUAGUCCUCCAGGCAGCACGGCGCGUGGAUCUGACAGUGGGCCUCAGCAAUUUGGGCGUUACCCAUCUGCCAACUACUUACACGAACCUCCACCUUCUGCGAACGCCAAUGCCAUGCUGAGCAGGUAUUAAGGCUCACGAUAAUUCAUCUUCACAGCGGCUAAUCUUCUCCAUGUGUUUUUCACUCUCAAUUCUGUGAAUAUAGAAGGUGAAUUACUUUGAGCGCUAAAGGUACGUUUCUCACUAUUCAGGCUACUUACCUCCAGACCAUCCUAGUAGAGUGAAGGCAGGCGGAUUCGGGUCUGGACCUCACUACACGACCACCGCUUUGUCGCCGGAACAUCCCUAUGUGACGCCCUUGACCCAACAUAAUCCGCCGUUUUCUUUUACGGAUUCGUUCCCCAAAGCUGAAGAUCCUCCCAUUUUCUUUGAUUGAGAGACGUCCUCUAUUCUGAUGCAUCUUCAGAUGAGUAAUCCUAGGAAACAAGACAUCCUAGGAAAGACACCCUAGGAGAGACUUCCUAGGAGAGACUUCCUAGGAGAGACUUCCUAGGAGAGACUUUCUAGGAAAGACAUCCUAGGAGACGAGAAGCUUCUCAAGAGACACAAAAGAUUGGUAUGAUCAGCGGAGAUAAUUAGCAUUAGUUUUAGGGUGAGAGCUUGCGCUAAUUCUUCGUCUUCGCCUGGUGCAGCCUCAGGCGGAUUACAUCCGCAUGGGGUUCGCACGAUUCGCGUGCCUAAGCCAACCAGCGCCACAGCAGAGGGUCAGAAGUCGUUAAAGGCCUAUAUACGGGAUAAAAACGAGUUGCUGCAAGAAGUCGUGGAUUUACGAUUCGUAAAUGAGGAAUUGUCAAGGCAGAUUGCGUACAUUCUGAGGGACAAUUAUGGCGUAGCAACUUCUUAUCUACUUAUUGACUACGGCUAGUAGGCGAAAAGGUUGUAUGUAGGAGUUGUUGUACCUAAAAAAUUUCCCAUCUUCGACGCACUUGUUCUUGUUCUCGACUAGGAUUCUAAAUCUAGCACGAAUCACACGAGCACUGGACGAAAGCCAGUGGGGACGCGGUUUUUUUCCGGCAAAAAGCCGAGCAAAGCGAGCAUGCUUUACAGAUUCGAGAACGGGAGUUAGCUGGCGUUCAAGCUUUACAAGCGGAAACGAAGAGGAGGCUUGAGAAGAUGGAGGAAGACUCACGUACUAUUUGUAUUUGCUAUGCAGCUCAAGUAGAAGUACUAGUCGUGAAAAGAUUUCGGUUUGUUUCUUCUUUAGUUGCUUGAAAAUAGACCUAUUAUCCUCUUCUUGCAUACACACUGUGACUAUUCUCUGCGCUUUCAAUUUCAAGCAGGCCAUCUUGAGUUGCAGAACCUGAAAUUCGCUGAGGAGAUGCGCAAUGUAGAGAGAAAUAACGACGCGACAGAGCGGGUGGCAGAGUUGCAAAAAGACAAGCUCGGACUCGAAGAGUUGUAUCAAACUGCGGAAGCAGGUACACUUUCUAGCUGUUUGGUGUAAAUGGUUUUGUAUCCGACAAUAUUGGAUUUUUUUUCCGAUUUCGACUGUUGCAUUGGUCGACGUCUUGUUCUGAUUUUAGUCCUAGCGAACGGAGACGUCGAACACGACCACUUCCAAUCACUUUUCAACAAGUAGACUUGCAAAUGCAAACUUUAUACAACAGAACGGCAAAAGCUCAAGGGGGAAUUGGAGAAAGCAGAGGACAAGCUCCACACCGCAGACCGAGCAUCGCGAAAUCUCGUCGAGAAGGUACUGCAGUCUGUAUGUGUGAAGGUGUUGUUGGAACAUGAGACCUCUUGCUUGAUCAAACUAAAACGGCUUUCGAUACCCUCCGAACCACUCAGAAGGUCCACUGAACCACUCACUAGGUCCGUCUACUCGAAAAGGAGAAGACACGGCUAAACAAAGAGGCUUUGGUUCGACAAGAAGACUUCCGAGAAAUGGAGGGCCUUUAUCAAAGCAAGGAUAGCACUUAUUCUUAUGACAAGAGCUUCUAUUCCUUUUUCCAAAUGGAGGAUUUCUGGUGUUGAGCAACAAGAGUUUACUGACUGUAAUACAGAGUAUUUCAGGUUGUAUUUACUUGUUACUUACUGUAACAGAGUGUUUCAACACUCUACUUUACUUGGAAGUAACUGUUAAAUACCUGAUGAAAACACUUCUGUGUCGAGUAACUGUUUUUCAACAGAAGUGCUUUCAGGUAUUAUUACUUAGUGUCGAGUAACAGAGUGUUUUCAGGUAUUUACUUACUUACUUGUUGUUUUCUGGUGUGGAGCAACAAGCGGAGUGAAUUUAUUACUGAUAUCAAGCUGCUCGCAUCCACAACAAGGUGGUGGCGUAUAGUCUGAAGUUCGGACUCCCUCUUCUACUACGAAAAUUCUUGUCCUCUCAACCAGCAUCAACCUCUCUAAUUCCCCACGCAGCUGCAAGCCAAACAAGCUCAGCUUGAUCACGUACAACUGGAAUUCGAGAACUUCAAGAGGCGCUUGUCCGACUACAUCAUCCGGUCAAGACGCGUGCAGAGUGCGCCUGCUGUAACGCUGCGAACCAUCGAGGACAUGUGCUUCGUCGAAGAAAAGUUUCCUAUUGUAGGAGGUGGGGAGAAGUGUUCUUAGAUUGAUUGGAGGUGGAGGUGGAGGUGGGCGCCUUAGAUAUUGAACGCUUUGUAAAGUAUAUUGGGGGUAAUUUUUCUGUUUAUCUAGAAGUCUAGGUCGUGCUGCUUAUUUAGAAGUCUACUUAACUACAUUUAUCAAAAUUUUACGGGACGAGGGGUUGUUCAUUUACGCUUACGACCGUUACUUCUUCUAGUUGCAACAAUUACGCUUAUCUUGAUAGAUACUAGUUGUAACAAGUAGUGUAUACUAUGUGACGCUGACGAGUACCUUUAUUUAUAUUUCUGUCCAAGCAAGAAUUCCAGUUCAUUUCUCAUUUUCGUUUCUGGACGCACACCAUUCGCAACAAUACCUUUGCCUGAAAUCGAACUUUGAAAUACAACUUUAUUAAGAGCACAACUACUUCUACUUGUGCUUCCGAUACCGAUUCCCUACUCAGCC
Molecule: messenger RNA, 4944 nt
Organism: Amoebophrya sp. A25
Lineage: Eukaryota; Dinophyceae; Syndiniales; Amoebophryaceae
Source: the annotation of a GenBank genome assembly